AAAAAAAUAAUGUUUAACAUGAGAGUGGCUUCAGGUGAAUGCAAUGAAGACACUGAGGUUUACAACAUUACCCUUAGUACUGGGGAUGAGCUCACUUUAAUGGGGCAAGCAGAAAUCCUUUAUGCAAAAUCUUCUAAGGAGAAGUCACGACUCAACACUAUCUUCAAAAAAAUUGGGAAACUUAAUUCAAUUAGUAAGCUAGGCAGAGGCAAAAUGCCCUGCCUCAUCUGCAUGAACCACAGGACCAACGAAAGCAUCAGUCUCCCUUUCCAGUGUAAGGGCAAGUUUAGCACCCGCAGCCCAUUGGAAGUGCAGAUGCAAGAAGGUGAGCACACGAUUCGCAAUAUAGUAGAAAAAACCAGGCUGCCCGUUAACGUGACUGUGCCGAGUCCUACACCAAGAAACCCUUAUGACCUACAUUUUAUCCGUGAAGGGCACAGGUACAAGUUUGUCAACAUUCAAACCAAGACAGUGGUGGUUUGUUGCGUGCUUCGUGGCAACAAAAUUAUUCCCAUGCAUUUUCCCUUGCACUUGACACUUCCGAAAUUUACUCUACCCGACAGUCUGGUGAAAGGGGAGCUGUGGCACGAAUCCCUUAUCCAGCACUGGUUUAAUAUAUGCCAGGAACAGUUUGACAUUGAUGAGUAUUCCCGUGCUGUGCGAGAUGUGAAAACUGACUGGAACGAAGACUGCAAGAGCCCGAAGAAGAGCCGAUGCACGGGGCACAGCCACGUGCCAAACUCUCUCAGCUACGCGCGGGACGAACUUACGCAGUCCUUCCACCGGCUUUCGGUGUGUGUCUAUGGAAACAACUUGCAUGGGAAUAGCGAAGUGAACCUCCACGGCUGCAGGGACUUGUGUAACGAGUGGGCCCUGUUCUCUCACGAUGCUCUUCAGUACCAGGAGUCUGGUGACAGUAGCAGUGAUUACCUUUUUCCUGAAGUUAGCGAAGAAUCGAUGUUUCUGCCUACAAAACCAGAACUUCCUUAUGAAGAGCUGUGGUUGGACCAAGGGUCGGGAAAGGCUGGUGAUCAGCCUCUCACUCGCUCACUAAGUGAGAAGAACAAAUGUGACAACUAUAGAGGGUCUUUCCGAUCAAAGUGUGGUACCACAUCUCAUUCUGUGCCUGCGACUGUUGGAGCAACUACAAAGUCUUCAGAUGUUUCCCUACCUCCACCUCCAGUGCCUCCCAAAUCAGAAGCAGUAAAAGAGGAAUGCAGGCUCCUGAAUGCUCCCCCUGUCCCACCACGGAGUUCAAAGCCGUCCUCCACCAGUCCUUCCAUCCCUCCUCGCACAGUCAAACCUGCACGACAGCAGACCCGCUCUCCUAGCCCUACUCUGUCCUACUACUCUUCGGGACUGCACAACAU
This is a messenger RNA of Phaethon lepturus (White-tailed tropicbird), 1370 nucleotides long. RefSeq names its product GRB2 associated, regulator of MAPK1 (gene GAREM1). The record is from RefSeq and is a predicted model, not a curated record. Lineage: Eukaryota; Metazoa; Chordata; Aves; Phaethontiformes; Phaethontidae. Gene Ontology annotation, biological process: epidermal growth factor receptor signaling pathway; cellular response to epidermal growth factor stimulus. Gene Ontology annotation, molecular function: proline-rich region binding. The annotation marks the transcript as partial. The transcript has 3 exons.